Psylliodes chrysocephalus is the source of this 3649-nucleotide messenger RNA. The record is from the annotation of a GenBank genome assembly. Lineage: Eukaryota; Metazoa; Arthropoda; Insecta; Coleoptera; Chrysomelidae.
CAUCAUCCUCACAUUUGUCAAAAUUUUUGUCGUAUAUACGUCAAAUUCGAAAAGUGCCCGUCGCCGUCCAUUUUCAAUGGCGCGUUUGAAAUUAUCAAAAUUUGUGCGUGAAACAUGACUAUAGAUCACGAAAAGAAAUCCAAAUUAUUUUCAGGAAUCAUUAGGAAUUUUAAAAGGGGGUCCAUCCAGAGGCACCUCAAAAAACCUUGGGAGACAUCUCGACCUAUGAUGGGAGACAAUUCGAUCCACAAAAAAACUACCUGCUCAAGACGGGAGACAACUCGACCUUGGUGGCAACAUAACUGGUUUUUUUCUCGAGCGAUCCAAAUAUUCGUCUAAAAAUUCCGGCACUUUCCCAAUUAAUGACAGAUCCAGAAUCGGAUCCAGCCAUCUAAAUCACCAUUUUAGAUGAUGACAGAUGACUACGAUUUAAGAAAAAAUCUGCCUUCAAGUACCUUAGAAGCUCUCGAAACGGAAAUUACAGAAAUAUUGGCGACAUGUCAAAAUGUGGUUGAUAAAGACACCAGGAUUAGAUUGAAGCAGAUCAAUAAUGGAAAUAUUUUCGAUUAUGACACCAAUACGAAUAUUGAAAAGCUUGCUCAGGACAUGACAUGCAUUCUCGAAAAUUUCAAGCAACACCUCUCAAUUGGCAAACCAGACAAUGAUUCCCGAUUAAAGAAGAAAGUAAAGGAGAUACAUGACGAGAAGUAUGGAGGAAAGAGAAAACUAGAACAGCUAAGAAAAGACGAAAGGGAAAAAGUUAAAGAACAUGGAGAAAAUAUAAAAGUUACAGAUACAGAGGACGAUAAACAGGCCGAGGCGCAGAAAAUAAAAGAUAUAGAAAAAUUAAUGAAACAAAGGAAUUUAGACGACAGACGACCGGCGUGGGAGAAGAUGACAUUAGAUCCCAAUAAAAAAUAUUUGGAACUUUAUAAUGCAUCGUUCUUAUCAAAAAAUAGAUUGUUGAUGCCACCAGAAAAAUCGAAUAAAGUGAUAACCUACAAAUUCACUAAAACUGAAGGCAAAACGGUUACUGUGGUACCUAGCAAUAAAGUUUCGGAAAAAUUUCGAUCGUCUACGUCUACAUCUCUAAUUGAGAAAAGCAAAAUCGUCCAGAAAAAGAGUAACACGCAGAAACCUAACCAAAAUGUCAAAGAUGUGAAAACGAAGUCGGCUAAAACUAGCAGAGAUUCUUCUCCUUCGAAAAAGAACGAUUUAGAUUCCAAUACUCCUAGCCGGCCGAGUUUAAAACGAAAAAUACAACAACGCAGUAGUAGCAGUAGAAGUAAAGAUUUGCAAAAAAGUGUAUCACAUAUCUCAAAGAUAGGGGAAAAUGUUCGAAAUUGUAUCAAUGUGCCACCUCUAAAACCACCGGUCAUACCAACAAUUGAGAACAUCCUUAAAAAAACGUUUAUUGCAUCGAAACCAUUGACCAAAUCACUACCGAGGCGAUCAAAGACCUCCAUCUCCAGUAACAGUCCAUCUGUAAAAUCCUUCACAAAAUGUGAGAAGCCCAGUAAUCUGGUUAUUACUACUCAUUCGGCUAAUCCUGGAUACAGUUUUGUUAGAACAAGUUCAAACUCUCUUAGUGGAAGUAUAAUGUCAUUAAAGAAAAGAUCUCAAAUGCCGAAAGACGUCUACAAUCCGUUUGGAGUUCUAAAAGAUGAAGUCGAUGAUGCUAUAACGAAGCGAAGGACAUUCACUGUAAGAGGAUGUUAUCCAGUUAUACGACAAGCUCUGAUACGAAGAGGUUGGAUUGAAAAGGUUCACGCUUCAUACAGGGAUGAUACCAGAGCGCUAAAGAAUUACUUAACACUGACCAUGCAAGAAUUGUAUGAUCUAACUAAACUGGGGCAAACACAUCAGAUUGCUAAGAAAGUGUUAAGGUCGAAGCUGCUGGGUCCUGGACAUCAGGUUGACCUAUACUGGGCACCUAAUUAUGACUCCUAUCAAGAGUGUUACGACAAAAUUAAGAUGACCCUUAUAAAUAAGAUCAGAUGGAAAUCUGUUUCUUACACUAGCAAACAUGGUCUAUGCGAAGCAUCCAGACAAUCGUUUUGGUUCCAUUUGCCGGGCAUUUCAAAGUUGAACGUUCCUCGAAGCUACAGGUUGGCCAAAGAAGGCGAUGCCGAAGAAUUUGUUAAAGAUUUCAACACGACAGCCGCCAUGUCGCUUUUGAAAUGGGUCAAGAGUAGAUGCGAAGUUCAACAUGCCAAGCUUAUGAACACAACCGGAAAAGUGCCGCUGAGAAUGUUUGAUUUUGCCAUCAAUGAGUGCUACAAGUUUUUAAAACGAGCUAGACAUGAAGAUAUUGACCAAGAAAUCAAAGAUGCACUUUCUCACGAAUGGAACGAAUUCUUGGAGUACUUUUAUAAGAUAGUCCACGUAGGAAACCUCUUCAAAUUAGAGGACCACGUUACUGAAGUUGAUAUGCUCCGUAGGGCUAAUUAUGUUUUGGAAAGGUUAAGAGAUUAUUAUCCCUACCUCGAUAUGGACGGCGAACUAAAUAUUUGGAUACUAAAACCGACCAAUAGUUGUAGAGGGAUAGGCAUACAUAUGUGUAGAACACUAAAGUACGUACUGGAUACUGUAAAAGCCAAUCCUAAUAGGCGGUAUAUCAUCCAAAAAUAUAUUGAACGUCCUUUGUUAAUAUACAAUACCAAAUUUGAUAUUAGACAAUGGUUUAUGAUCAGUUCAACAGUCCCAUUAACAAUAUGGCUAUAUAAAGUUUGUUACCUGAGGUUCAGUUCCCAGACAUACAACCUAAAAAAACUUCAUGAAUCCAUACACCUUACAAAUAAUUCGGUACAGUGCAAAUACAGGAAUGCUCACCAAGAUCCGCAUUUGCCUACAUAUUGCAUGUGGGAUUCCAAUGAAUUUAGAACUUACUUAAUCGGUAAAGGUCAGCCCUCUGCGUUCAAUGACAUAGUUUAUCCUGGAAUGAAAGAAUGUAUAACAGCCGCUGUUUUGAUGCAUCAUGAAAACAUGGAGAAGAGAAGAAACACUUUCGAAGUGUACGGAGCAGACUUCAUUUUAACAGAAGAUUUUAUACCGUGGCUUUUAGAAAUAAACGCUAAUCCAGCCUUGCAUGCUUCUACUCCAGUCACUGCCAGAUUGUGUCCUAAACUUAUGGAAGACGUAAUUAAAGUUGUCGUGGAUUAUGAACGGAACAAAAGUGCCAAUACAGGAAAUUUCGAAAUGAUCUACAGAGCAACGGGAAAGACGGACGGACCAUGUAGAGAGAUGAAAAAUAUGUCGGUAGACGGCAGACCUUUGAAUGCAGAUUAUUUUUAUCGUUCCAAAUGGUCGCCCAAAGAUAGAGAAGCCGAGACCACGGACUGGGGACUGAAUAGAAAAAUAAAAAAUAUAUCGAGGAAUCCAGACACUACAGACUUUGGAUUAGUUUCAGUAACGGGGAUGAAAGAAACAUUGCACAGUCUCUUAGAACUUCUGAAGAACGAGAAAGAACGUAGAAAAGCUGUAAAAAGACGCGCCAUCAUUGAAGAACCACCAUACCCAUUUCCUAUGGGAGUCGAAACUUGGCUCGAAAAAAGGAAAAGUACAUAACGAUAUUGUCUUUACUGUGAAUGCCUAAAUGUUUUUAAUUAUUGGAACCAAUAAAAACUCACUUGUGUAAAAAAUAUUGCAU